AUUAUAGGGAAGAAACCGCCAGAAAUUAUUGGAAUCAGCGGUGUCUGUGGUCGUAAAUUCACCGUCUUUUUCUGCCCGAGAAUGGCCGAGGAAAAUGCGGAGGUAGGUAGGCGACGUCGUCUACCAACGUGGAUGGUGGGUGCAACUGCAAGUGCAACUGCUGCCGUCGACGAUCAAGAUAGAAAGAAGACGACCACUGGCGACCCUGAAGAAGGAAACCCAAAUUUGCCUAGAAAUUCGAUUCCUCCCCGAACUCGAGCCAAUACAAGCAAAAGACGAAAAGCGAAAGUUGCAACCUUUAGAAAUCGUGAGGAAGUCCCCACCCAUGACGAUGAUGAUGACGACGCCGGCUUGACGGUUGAAGAUCUUGUAACCAUUGCUCAGGAGUACGUCAAGGUCAAUCAGUAUUCAGAGUCGAAACGGCCAUUAAACCAAAAAUGUGAGCCACAAGGACAACAUGCAACAAUAACAUCCUCGAGCAAUGAUUUGGAAGGCCCUUUCUUAGCUCCCUUUAAUGAGCAGCAAUUGCCCAGCAGUGAAACUACUGCUUCUUGUUCUUCCAGUAUGAAUUUAACAAGUGAACAAAGCUUAAUUAAAGUCAGCCAUACAGGGGAUCCUGCUCAGGACAUGCUUGAUCUGUUCUUGGGCCCCUUGCUCAAGAAACCACCACUAGAGGAUGAAAAGAGAAGUGGGUUAUUCUCAAAAGAUACAGAUUUGGUCUUUGAGUUGAGAAAGCGAAGUCAGAAUGAUGUUGGAGAAGAAAUAGUUCCCGUAACAAAGAAGAAGAGCAGUCUCAAGGACAAGGUAUCCAUGCUACUUGACUGAAAUAUUUUCCUCUUAACUAAGAUCCAGUUUUAGAAUGAAGCAGAAUUCUAGACAUUUUGGUGAUCCUGUUUGACAGAAUGUUUUCAUCAUUAAAUAUCAUUUUGACACUUUAAAUCUCAUCAAAUCUUCAUCAUAGGUUCUUCCCUAGGUGCUUAUGUUUGCCCCAGCAUCUUGGUUUUAUCAAUAUAUUCUUGGACAUAGUUUAGGAGUGGUCUGAAAGUAUCUUGUGUGCAGAAUAUGAGGCAAUAAAAUGUUACAUUUCCGUGUAUAUAUAUAUAUUUUCUUUUUUUCUUUCUGGAUAAAGAACUUCAAUGGACUGUAUAGUUGGUAGAGCUGGUCCUGUUUCUUUACACAUUCAUCAUGAAUUUUUCUCUUUAUGUAAUGUUUUCUUCUCCAGUUUGUUUGGGGACAAUGAAAGUUCUUAAGAGUUUUUUACUUUAAAAUCCAAAAGUGAUUUCCCA
Molecule: messenger RNA, 1286 nt
Organism: Manihot esculenta (cassava)
Lineage: Eukaryota; Viridiplantae; Streptophyta; Magnoliopsida; Malpighiales; Euphorbiaceae
Exons: 2
Coding region: 82-825 (247 amino acids)
Source: RefSeq, a predicted model, not a curated record